UUGUAAUUACAAUUUGGUUUAGCGAACAGCCAAGGCUGUUAUUUUACAACUGUCCAGGAUUUCAUGUUCUACAAAUGAAGCUUUCGGUUCAACAGACAACAUCAAGCUGGCUGUUGCUUAGAUGCUAUUUGAGAGCCAACUGCAGUAGCAGCUGCCUCUUUGCUUCUCUGAGCUUGAACCAUCCCAAGCAAUCAUGUCUAUCGCGCACACCGCUGGCGAGUACAUGCUCUCGGAUGCUUUGCUUCCAGACCCUAAAGGCUCCAGGGCUAAAGGACUUCGCUUGGAGUUAUCGUGCGACCGCAUUGUGAAGUUUGUCACAGUGGGCUUACCUCUCUUCCUGGUGUCCCUGGCAUUUGCACGGGAAUUUUCCGCUGGCUCUCAAAUCAGCUGCUUCUCUCCUGGCAACUUCACAGGGAAGCAGUCUGCCUAUGUUGACGCCGUGUGCUGGGAUUCCUUGCUUCACUAUGAAUUAGGUCCUACAGGAGACUCAAGAUCCAGUUUCCUCUGGGUCCUCAAGGUCUUUCCAUAUUCGUUGCUGGUUAUUGCAGUUGUCAUGUACCUACCCUACCUGCUCUGGAGAUACGCUGCUGCCCCGUCUCUUAACUGUGACCUCUUCUUCAUCAUUGAUGAACUGGAUAAAUCCUACAACCGUUCCAUCCGCUUGGUGCAGCAUAUGGUGAAACUGCAGCAGACGGGCACUGAUCCUGAGGAAUUAUGGGAGGAAUAUGACAAGGCUCGUAGCGAACGCUAUUUUGAGUUCCCUCUGUUGGAGAGAUACCUCACUUGCAAGCAGCGCUCCUACUACCUUGUCAGCAUCUACGUGCUGAGGAACCUCCUCCUCCUGUUUCUCCUGGCUGUCACUUGUCUCUACUUGGGAUAUUGCCAUGCACGUGUAUUUUUCAAAGAUGAGUUCAGCUGCCCAAUAAAGACGGGACUCCUAAAAGACGAGCCUCACAUCCCGGACGUCAUUCCUUGCAAACUGGUUUUCUUCUCCGUUUUUCAGCUGACCAGCAUCUGCAUUGGAGGGGUAUACGUCCUCCUGGGGCCAGUUAUAAUCUACCACUUGCUUCAGCUGUGCCAGUGGGACAAGCGACUUUUGGCCAUUUAUGAGAUGCUCCCAGCUUUCGACCUGCUCAGCAGGAAGAUGCUGACCUGCCCUCUAAAUGACCUAAAUAUCAUACUGCUGUUCCUGCGAGCCAAUAUCUCUGAAGUCAAGUCCUUCAGCAGGCUGAGUGUGUUGUGCACCCUGAGGGAUGUCACUGCAGACAAGGAAAACAUUGACACUGUAGUAGAUUUCAUGACCCUCCUUGCAGGCCUGGAGAUGUCCAAGCCUAAACACCAUUUCUGCUCAUCAGGCACGGAUGGAAACCCACCUCAUUCCAACAGUGAAUUUGUGGAAAUAAAGCCUACCUAUGAAGCUAAAGAAAAUUGCAACAGCACGCCAUCUUUGACCCCAGUUUGACUCGAAGGAGCAGCAGUCAGCAAAACGAACUGGACAAGUGAACAGUGCUGGAGUGCAGAAGAGGACAGCCAAACAACCCAGUACUAAAUGCUGGACUGGUACAGCAGUCUAAAAACACUGUCCUAACUUGUUUACUGGCUACCAAAUCCAUAGCAUUUAAUGUUAAAAAAUUGAGAGAAAAGGUAA
Molecule: messenger RNA, 1648 nt
Organism: Eublepharis macularius
Lineage: Eukaryota; Metazoa; Chordata; Lepidosauria; Squamata; Eublepharidae
Gene: PANX3
Product: pannexin 3
Exons: 5
Coding region: 194-1462 (422 amino acids)
Biological process (GO): monoatomic cation transport; positive regulation of interleukin-1 production
Molecular function (GO): channel activity
Source: RefSeq, a predicted model, not a curated record